GUGGGCUGCUGACAGCUUCAAGUGGAGCAGAAGCCUUUCUCAACUCAGGGAGACUAAGUGGUGACUGGAAUCUGGACAGAAUCUUCUACAGAAGUACCCACUUUGCCUGGCAGGGCCUCUAACCAGCUCCUCUCUCCGCCCCAGCUGUCACUCACCUGCUGAGCACAAUGAUAUUCCUCACAGCACUGCCCCUGUUUUGGAUUAUGAUUUCAGCCUCCCGAGGGGGUCACUGGGGCGCCUGGAUGCCCUCGUCCAUCUCGGCCUUCGAGGGCACGUGCGUGUCCAUCCCCUGCCGCUUCGACUUCCCCGAUGAGCUGCGACCGGCCGUGGUGCACGGCGUCUGGUACUUCAACAGCCCCUACCCCAAGAACUACCCCCCGGUGGUCUUCAAAUCUCGGACCCAAAUCGUCCAUGAGAGCUUCCAGGGCCGCAGCCGCCUCCUGGGGGACCUGGGCCUGAGGAACUGCACCCUCCUGCUCAGCAACCUCAGCCCUGAGCUGGGCGGCAAGUACUACUUCCGUGGGGACCUGGGAGGCUACAACCAGUACACCUUCUCUGAGCACAGCGUCCUGGACAUCAUCAACACUCCCAACAUCGUGGUGCCCCCCGAGGUGGUGGCAGGCACGGAAGUGGAGAUAAGCUGCAUGGUGCCUGACAACUGCCCGGACCUGCGCCCAGACCUCACCUGGCUGGGCCACGAUGAGUUAGGGGAACCCACCGUGCUGGGGCGACUGCGCGAGGACGAGGGCACCUGGGUGCAGGUGUCGCUGCUGCACUUCGUGCCCACCAGGGAGGCCAAUGGCCACCGGCUGGGCUGCCAGGCCGCGUUCCUCAACACGUCCAUGCAGUUCGAGGGCUAUGCCAGCUUGGACGUCAAAUACCCCCCUGUGAUUGUGGAGAUGAACUCCUCGGUGGAGGCCAUCGAAGGCUCCCACAUCAGCCUGCUGUGCGGGGCUGACAGCAACCCGCCGCCGCUGCUGACCUGGAUGCGGGACGGAGCGGUGCUGCGCGAGGUGGUGGCGGACAGUCUGUCCCUGGAGCUGGAAGAGGUGACCCCCACCGAGGACGGCGUGUACGCCUGUCUGGCUGAGAACGCCUAUGGCCAGGACAACCGCACAGUGGAGCUCAGCGUCAUGUAUGCUCCCUGGAAGCCGACGGUGAAUGGCACCAUGGUGGUUGUGGCUGGCGAGUCAGUCUCCAUCCUGUGCACCACACAGAGCAACCCAGAACCCAUCCUCACCAUCUUCAAGGAAAAGCAGGCUCUGGCCACCGUCAUCUAUGAGAGUGAACUGCAGCUGGAGCUGACUGCCGUGGAGCCCGAGGACGACGGCGAGUACUGGUGUGUGGCAGAGAACCAAUAUGGUCAGCGAGCCACGGCCUUCAACUUGACAGUGGAGUUCGCCCCGGUGAUUCUCCUGGAGUCACACUGUGCUUCGGCCCGGGAAACGGUGCAGUGCCUGUGCGUGGUCAAGUCCAACCCGGAGCCCUCCGUGGCCUUCGAGCUGCCCUCGCGCAACGUGACAGUGAACGAGACGGAGCGGGAGUUCGUGUACUCAGAGCGCAACGGCCUCCUGCUCACCAGCAUCCUCACGCUGCGCGGACAGGCCCAGGCGCCACCACGCGUCCUCUGCACCGCGCGCAACCUCUACGGUGCUCAGAGCCUGGAGCUACCCUUCCAGGGGGCCCAUCGCCUCAUGUGGGCCAAGAUCGGGCCUGUAGGAGCCGUGGUCGCCUUUGCCAUCCUAAUUGCCAUUGUCUGCUACAUUACUCAGACCCGCAGAAAAAAGAACGUGACAGAGAGCCCCAGCUUUUCGGCAGGGGACAACCCCCCCGUCCUGUUCAGCAGUGACUUCCGCAUCUCCGGGGCGCCGGAGAAGUAUGAGAGUGAGAGACGCCUCAGAUCAGAGAGGAGGCUGCUGGGCCUUCGAGGGGAGCCCCCGGAGCUGGACCUGAGCUAUUCUCACUCGGACAUGGGGAAGCGGCCCACCAAGGACAGCUAUACCCUGACAGAGGAGCUGGCCGAGUAUGCUGAGAUCCGCGUCAAGUGAGGGGCCUCCCUCCUGCUCAGGACCCACACUGGCCCCCACUGGCUGUGGGCUCUCUUUUUCCCAGAGUGGUGGCGGCUGGGGCAGGACAGGGCUGGGGUGGGAGGCAGUGAGGUCCUGGGGGCCUGGCCUCCCCCUCUUCCCAGCUGCCCCCUCCCUGUGCCCCCACUGCAGCUCCCCUCUAACCUCCUUAACCUCACCUGUCUGGAGGGGAGCUCUGUCUGUGCAUGUUAUUUAUUGCUCCCCUGCCCUGCCUGGCCUCCUGCCCCAACCCCCGGCCCCAGGACCUAUCCAGAAGGGACACAAAAUAAACAUCCCAAAGCCCCAAAA
Erinaceus europaeus (western European hedgehog) is the source of this 2375-nucleotide messenger RNA. RefSeq names its product myelin associated glycoprotein (gene MAG). The transcript has 10 exons. Bases 168 to 2048 code for a protein of 626 amino acids. The record is from RefSeq and is a predicted model, not a curated record. NCBI's taxonomy places the organism in Eukaryota, Metazoa, Chordata, Mammalia, Eulipotyphla, Erinaceidae.